Phytophthora nicotianae INRA-310 is the source of this 1370-nucleotide messenger RNA. RefSeq names its product 3-deoxy-7-phosphoheptulonate synthase. The transcript has a single exon. Gene Ontology annotation, molecular function: 3-deoxy-7-phosphoheptulonate synthase activity. The record is from RefSeq and is a predicted model, not a curated record. Gene Ontology annotation, cellular component: cytoplasm. Bases 105 to 1229 code for a protein of 374 amino acids. Lineage: Eukaryota; Oomycota; Peronosporomycetes; Peronosporales; Peronosporaceae. Gene Ontology annotation, biological process: aromatic amino acid biosynthetic process.
CCCUGCGCCACAAAUGUUCUUGUGGUCAGUAGGCGUUUGUCAAAACGCAAACGACCUCGAAGUUGUGUCAUUCCUGAAUUUGCUACGCACCAGUAAAGUUAAUUAUGCCGAGCACCCACUCCGAACCCGAAACUGAACGUGUGGCCAAGCGUCAACGUCUGGAAGACCGCAAUGUCGUUGCAAUCAAGCCGCUGGUACCGCCCGCUUGCGUGCUCGAGGAACUGCCAGUGACACCUCAGGUGCAUGAGCUGGUGGACGCUACGCGUGACGCCGUGUCCCGCAUCCUUCACGGCCAGGACGACCGCCUCGUCGUGGUCGUGGGUCCUUGCUCUAUUCACGACGUGGAUGCUGCCAUGGACUACGCUAAGCGCUUGAAAACUCUUGCGGAUGAGCUGAACGGAGAGCUGCUGGUGAUCAUGCGCACCUACUUCGAGAAGCCCCGCACGACUGUGGGCUGGAAGGGUCUGAUCAAUGACCCGGACCUCGACCAGUCUUUCAAGAUCAACAAGGGCAUCCGCAUUGCCCGUAAGCUGUUGCUGGACGUGAACUCGCUGGGUCUGCCUGUGAGUCUGGAGUUCCUCGACACCAUUUCGCCUCAGUUCACCUCGGACCUCAUCUCGUGGGGUGCCAUCGGUGCGCGUACGACCGAGUCGCAGCUGCACCGUGAACUCACCAGUGGCCUGUCGAUGCCUGUGGGCUUCAAGAACGGCACGGGUGGCAACGCCAAGGUAGCGGUGGACGCAGCCGUCGCGUCAUCGCAGCCCCACAACUUCCUGGGCCUGAACGAGCACGGUCUGGCGUCGAUUGUGCGCACCAAGGGCAACAAGGACUGCCACGUGAUCCUGCGCGGUGGUUCCGAUGGUCCCAACUACGAGCAGAAGUACAUUGACGAAGCUGCUGCCAUGCUGAAGAAGGCCAAGCAGCCGUCCAAGAUCAUGGUGGACUGUUCGCACGGCAACUCGCGCAAGCUGCACGCGAACCAGCCUAAGGUGGCCAGCUACUUGGCUGGUAUCGUGGCUGAGGGCAACACGAACGUUCUUGGUUUAAUGAUCGAGUCCAAUAUCGUGGAGGGUAACCAGUCGCUCGGCGACGACCCGUCCAAGCUCGUCUACGGACAGAGCAUCACGGACGCGUGCAUUAACUGGGACGACACGGUCACGACGCUGAAGGAGCUUGCAGGUGCCGUCACCAAGCGACGCACACUUGAUGCCGCGAACCCGGCCAACUAGAUGUCAGAAACCAAUAGCGCACCAAUAUUAUCACGAUAGACUCUCCAAUACACACACUUUACCUCCACUGCAGCGGCGUCCGGAGUGACGUUUUUUUUUUGCUGUUCGUAGUGUGAUGGGAGGAAUUCUGGUGCAACCGUC